Messenger RNA from Aspergillus alliaceus, 1923 nucleotides. Its product is annotated as NAD(P)/FAD-dependent oxidoreductase. The record is from RefSeq and is a predicted model, not a curated record. Gene Ontology annotation, cellular component: cytoplasm. Lineage: Eukaryota; Fungi; Ascomycota; Eurotiomycetes; Eurotiales; Aspergillaceae. The transcript is spliced from 2 exons. Bases 206 to 1804 code for a protein of 532 amino acids. Gene Ontology annotation, molecular function: oxidoreductase activity.
CUUCUCUCCCUUGCCUAAGCCGGACUCAUCUCUCAACACGGUUUCUUACUAUUUAUUUGCUCUCUGAGCUAGGAUCUGUCAUCUUUAGUUCCAAACCCGGUGAAUAAUCUAUCGCAUCGGGACUAUAAUCGCCAAGCGUCUUUCAUCCACCCCCGAGGAGCUUUUCUAAUUAGAUCUCUCUAGCGAAUACUUACGUACUUAAAAGAUGGGCGCCGUACUGUCUACCAUCAAUGAGACUUAUCACGCGUCAGCCGCCUUCUGGUCGGAGCUCUCACAGAGUGCCUCUGAGGGCAAUGCCCUUUUACAACGCAUCACAACUCCUGAGUUUCCAGUGCCAGAUCCCACCAUCGCUUUCUGGCAGACUAACCCAAAAUAUCCUGAUUUGGUGGACACGAGGUCUGCGGAGCUUCCCCAGUCAGCAGAUAUUGUGAUCAUUGGAUCCGGAAUCUCCGGGGCGAGCGUGGCUUACACUAUUCUGACAGAAUGCCAAGCAAUGGGUAUAGACAGAAGGAUUGUAAUUUUGGAAGCACGCCAGGUGUGCAGUGGUGCAACGGGAAGAAAUGGUGGCCAUUUGAAGUGUUCACCUUACCACAUGUACUCGGAUCUGAAGGGGUUACUGGGCAAAGAAGGUGCAAAAAGAGUGCUCCGUUUCCAAAUGAGACAUCUCCCUACAAUUUUAGAGCUGGUCAACGCUGAAGGUCUUGAGGACGCAGAGGCAAGGGAAGUGGAAACUGUGGACAUUUUCAUCGAACAGACAAUGUGGGAUAAAGCGCAGGUUAUGGUCCAAGAACUGCGACGGGAGGUUCCGGAGUGCGCGCAGGAUACGAUGAUUUGGGAUGCUAAACAAGCGCAAGAGAAAUUCGGCGCGAAUAGUCAUUGCUACGGAGCUAUUUCGUACCGUGCCGGAGCUAUGUGGCCGUACCGACUGGUCACUUCGAUUUAUAAGAGCUUGCAGACUAAGUACCAAUCGGCAUUUUCCAUCGAAACGAGUACCAGGGUCGAGGAGAUAUAUGUUCAAGAUAACGAUGAUAUGCCCUACCUUGUUCGUACGUCCCGUGGCAACAUACGUACUACCCAUGUCAUUCAUGCUACGGAUGCAUAUGCACCAAACUUGAUCCCCGGGUUGAAAGGUAAGAUCUUUCCUGUUCGCGGGCACAUGUCUGCUCAAGCAGCCAAAGGGCCCUCAUCACAGUUGGAUGGCUCCAGGUCGUGGAGUAUUAUUGGCAAAAAAGGUUUCGAGUAUAUUACACAGCGACCUCGACAAUCCGCAGGCCCUCAUAGCCCUGGUGGAGAAAUCAUGCUCGGUGGCGGUCUAUGUAAAUCGGAUGGAAAAGGCAUGGAUGAGAUUGGGAUCUGGAAGGAUAAUAAUGUUGACACCACUGUCAGUGCUUACUUGGGUGGAAUCUGGUCAGUCGUUCUGGAAGACGAACAUGCACACGUGCUGCAACUGUGGUCAGGGUGUAUGGGAUGGACGCCCGAUCUCGUCCCCUUCGUCGGAAAAGUUAGUCCAACAUUCACGAAACGGCGAAGGGUCUCCAAUCCACAUGGGGGGACAACCUCCGACCCAGAAAGCACCCCAGCAAACGAAUGGAUCACAGCCGGCUUUAAUGGCGAUGGAAUGGUGCUAGCGUGGCUUUCCGGGACAGCUGUCGGACUCAUGGUUUUAGGACGUGAGAAUGAUCAUCUCGAGGCUCGACCCGGCCGACCCGCAGGCAAGGUCACGGAUUGGCUCCCGAAAGAAGUCUAUCUUACCGAAUCAAGGGCCCGGGACUUGAGUAUCUUCAAACUUGCGCGAUUUUUGUAAAGGGUUACCUAGUCUGGGUGACAGAACUGGAUCGCUAUACGAAGAGGCUUUCAUAGUGUUAAGAUAUCACAUCACCCCAUUCGAGUAUUCAAUUAACCUAGACUUCCUUGAUUAUUUCC